This is a messenger RNA of Sitodiplosis mosellana (orange wheat blossom midge), 5361 nucleotides long. Its product is annotated as longitudinals lacking protein, isoforms H/M/V. Gene Ontology annotation, molecular function: DNA binding; protein binding. The record is from RefSeq and is a predicted model, not a curated record. Gene Ontology annotation, cellular component: nucleus. NCBI's taxonomy places the organism in Eukaryota, Metazoa, Arthropoda, Insecta, Diptera, Cecidomyiidae. The transcript is spliced from 8 exons. Gene Ontology annotation, biological process: regulation of transcription by RNA polymerase II. The coding region runs from base 461 to 2323 and encodes 620 amino acids.
ACAAAUGCCUUCGACAAGUUACAGACGAACGCAAACGCUCAGUUUAUUACUGAUGAAAACGCCAUUUUGAUUUUCUAUACUAAACUAAAAAAAUCGUGAACAAAUUAAUUACGUCUUUAAUUCUUGAAUUUUGAUAUAAGUUCAAGGGCUGCAUUGACCAAUUAUCGCCUCGAUAUGGAUAGAAUGCAUUGAUAACAGUGAAUAUCAAUAAUUGUGCAGUGAAAAUACCGAAUGAAUGUAACAUUCAAGUUGGUUAUUUUUUUGACUCGUAUUUUUUAAUCCCCCGAAACAAGAGUUGAAUAUAUAUAUAUAAAUAUAUAUAUAUAUAUUAUUUUUUUUCGCUCUCAUCAACACUGAGUGUGUGUAUAUGCUCUCGAAUUAUACAAUAUUGUUUAUCGAAUGACGUCAUUGAUGAAUUCAAGGUCCUAAGGAAAUUCAUUUUUUUGAGAUAAGUGAGAAAAUGUCCGUGCAACAAUUUUGUUUGCGCUGGAACAAUCAUCAGCCGAACUUUAUAUCAGUGUUUUCAUCACUUUUACAUAAUGAGGCUCUUGUUGACGUUACGCUAGCGGCUGAAGGAAGACAGCUGCAGGCCCAUAAAGUGGUGCUUUCGGCAUGCAGCUCAUACUUUCAGUCGCUGUUCACAACCAAUCCUUGCCAGCAUCCGAUAGUGAUAUUGAAAGAUGUCCAAUACAAUGAUCUGAAAACGAUGGUUGAUUUCAUGUACUAUGGCGAAGUAAAUGUGUCACAAGAACAACUUCCACAUAUACUGAAAACAGCUGAAAUGCUGAAAAUCAAAGGUUUAGCUGAGAUGCCCGAUCCAGUCUCCCUUACCAAAUCGGAGAGCAAGUCAUCGGAUCAAACUGAUCCGAAUGUGCAAAACAGUGGCGUUGAGUCGAUGUGGGGCAGCAGCGAAUCACAGCAAUAUCACCAACAGACUCUGCAACAUCAAACAUCACACCAGUCUCAACAGCAGCAAUCACAAAGACGCUCUCCAACACCUGGCACAAUAUCACCCUCGGCAAAUCGACGAAAGCGGCUGCGAAAGGCCUCAACAGGUUUAGCUGGUUCUGGUUCCGCAUCCACUGAGCGCACAUCGGAAGAACAUAGCAGCAUCGAAGGUCAAGCAGAUGCCACAAAUCAACCACAUGAUGCAACGCACGAAAAUGUUGAUGCCGGAAAUCACUCACAUCACAUUCAUCAGAUCUCUUAUAUUAAGAAAUCGGAUGAAUUGUCAAAUGUGUCGCAACAACAGAUGCCCAUAGAUAUUACGAGCCCAACUACGCCAUCAGAUCAUGGAACGUCGGUUAGUUGUUCGCAAUCACAAACACCGCACGCUAGAAACUUAGUUGUACCUGGAACGAAACGUGGAAGACAACUGAUACGGCAAUCGCGAAUUAAAAAAGACAUUGAUCCAAGUCAAAUGCCCUCCUCACCCGAUGAUAUUGAUUAUGAACGGAGCUCGAGCCCAUACUCAUCACACAACCGAUUGUCGGCCGUUGCGAAAAUGGAGCGGCACGUGUCCGAGCCAUCGCCGCGAUUGUCAUCACAAUCACCGCCACCGUCAUCAUCGGCGGCAGCGGCAGCAGCGAUGCAUUUACUUACUGUACCACAUGCCCCCAUUUUAACCAAGCAACACAGUGCACCCAGUCAUUCGAUAUGUGAUACGCAAUUCUCUUAUCAUCGCCAAGAGUCGCAUUCGCAUUUUUCAUUGCAUCGGCAACUGUCGCUGCCAUCAGCACAUUCACCUCCGCCCGAUCGUUCCGAUCCAUUUACGAUUGCCGAGGAAAAGGAGCCGCUCAGUUUGUCGAGCGGCACCGGUGCCGGCGCCGGCGCCAGCGGCAGCAGCAGUAGCAGUCAUUCGUUGCGACCCAUGAUCAGCACCAGUAUAUCGAUAACCGAACCAAAAUCGGCCCAUGAUCUAAGUCCAACAUUUGUUGUUGUGUCCGAACCAACCGACCAGCCACCACCGAUGCGAGUCAGAUCUGAAGAACUGCAGCGCUCUGUUUCAUCGCCGCAGCAUUUACUGCGAGAGAUCUCAUUGGAGAAUCGCUCACAACAUUGUCCAGUUAUACGACCGGGUCCGGCAUUGGGUUGUAAUUUCUGUUGGAAUACCAUUGAUGCUCAUGGACGUAUUCUGCGGCGAAAAACGAAAUACCAUUGUCCCGAAUGUCAAACGAAUUUGUGUAUAGUGCCAUGCUUUCAGGAAUACCACGAACGACAAAAUUCAAAUGAACCAUCAACUUCCUCGUCCAAUGACACAGCGAAAAAUUUAACAACACCAUCCGGUUUGCGGCAUCAUCCCAAGUCCAGUUCGCUGUCAUAAGAAUGAUUCGCGUGAAACGAAUGAUGAUGAAUAAUCUAUAAACAACAACAUUAACAACAACAACAACAAAAACCAUGGCACAAAUGAAUUUUAUACUAGGGGGUAAGAACACAAGCGCUUGAGACGAAUCCGUACAAAUAUUUGUGAAUUCGUGUGAUUGUGUAUACGAGACAUUCGCAGCGCAGUGAGUGUACAACAACAAUAAUAAAGCCACGAACGCAUGAAUAUAUGCGAAUCUAUGUGAAUCUCACAACUUGUUCCUAGCCCCUAGAUUUUAUACCACCUCAACCCAAAAACCAAUUGGCGAAUUCAUACUUUUAUCGCAAGCAUUUGAAUUUCGCGCUUCGACUACAAAACACCGUGACAAUUCGUUUUCUUUGUCGAGUAAACGAAUCUGUGUAAUAAUAUUGCUAUGAAAUGGCAAAUUGAACAGAGUUUUACCAAUCGCCAUACCUCACCUGCCCUACACCACAACCCAACAUGACACCGUGUUCUUUAAUUCUAUAUUUAUACUAUAGAAAUAAUGGAAAACAAUCGACAUGUAACAAAUGACAAGCAUACGUAACAGUUAAUGGAUUCAUUGCAAAUGAUGUUCAAUCAAUAGUAUGUAUAGAUGGAUGUAAUACAAAUUAAAAAAAAAACCAUACAAAUCAUACACACAAGCUAUGCAAAACAUAUAGAAUCAUAUCCUUUGAAGAGAAAAUAAAAACAAACAAACAAACCAUAAAUGUAAAAUUAAAAACAAAAUUAAAUUUUACGUAACUAGCAAAAGUACAAAAUAGAACCUGAGAAUUCCCGAUAUAUUCAAUUUAAUUUGUUUUCUGUUUAUUGCGUAGAUGUGUGUAGUCUGCCCUUUGCAGAAACAGAAGAAAACAAAAUACAAAUACACAUAAAUUAUCGCAAUAAAUAUAUCUAAAUAUAACAUACACAUAUGUCUAUGGAUAAACAUGAAUAUGACCGGUGUGACAAACAAAUAGAAGAUGAAGAAAAAUGCGAUUGUGAACUUGUCGCCACGCUUAACACAGAUACAUGUUAAAGAUUUUUUAAACCAAAAGAGAAAAAUAAAUAAUUUGUCUUAUAUAGAAUCGUAGUUCAAAAGCACAAAAAUGUUUAAUGUUUUUUCUUCGAUGUGUUUUCAGCAAAUAGAAAAAUCGGUAACCGCAAUUUAUCAUAACAAUGGCUUGAAAAGCUACAAACAAAAUGGAAAUGAAAUAUAUUUGUAAACCAAGAGUCGUCACAUCGAUUUUUAUUUGUAAAUUUUAAAUAAUUUCCACAAUUUUGAACCGCAUUUAAUAUCGUCAAAGAGCUACAAAGAUGAUUUUUUACUUUCUGGAUUGCAUCACCAGUGUGUUUUUCCAAAAGAGAGAAGAGAAAAAUUGAAAUCCAAAAAAAAACAUAUGCGAUUUUACUUGGUAGAGUUGACAGGAAAAUGGUGCCAUUUAGUGAAUUAACACACAUUGAAAACGUCAAGAAAAAAAACGUAGUCUUCUGUCACUUUUAUGACAAAAUUUUACCAAAACAAACAAAAACAAUUUGCAAAAAAAAACCAAAUACCAAAACCGAAAAUUUAAAUCAACACACACACAAUGGAUAAAAAAAAUGGAAAUUAUAUAUAUAUAUAAAUAAAUUAAUGAAAACGAUGAUCAACUCUAUAUAAUGUAUCUCAGGCAUGAGAUACAUUUUUAUUUGGUCAAAUAAAUUGAUGUUGUUAUUUUUGUUGUUGUAAUAUGAGCCGACUCAUCCAAUUAAUAAUCAUCAAAGUAGAAAAGUCUUAUUGUUGAACAUGAAUCAAACUAAACAUUUAAGAUAGAAAAUACACACACACACACAGAGAGAGAGAGAGAGAAAAUACGUGGAAAAGAAGAAAUUUUUAGAGAAACGCUUGCGUUUAACAUUUUGACGACGUGGAGUAGAAGAAUAGAGUCGUUUUUUUCUCUCGUGGAUGCAAAACCAAUUUUGAUGGAAAGUAUUCCCCAGUACAACUCUCUCACAUCAAUCAAAUUGUUCUCGAACGAGUUUUCAAAAUUCAAACAACUUUAGUCAAUUGCCAUACAGCAAAUAUAUUUAAACCGAGAGAUUUUUUUCAUACCCUCUCUCUAGCCAUACCCUCUUGGAUAUCUGGUGAUUCGAUUAAUGACAUUUGUACCGUAAAUAUGUUCCUACUGGAUUUGGAGGAAACUUUUCCUUACACUCAAAUAAACUCAUAAGUGGCAUUCAUAUAAAAUGAGUUUAGCUCAAAAGAGGCAAUGACAUUGAAUUUUUUUUUAAAUAAAAGUACUGUUCAAUUGCUCGCACAUAUUAUGUCAUCAUUAGUGAAAAUUACGCCCCAGAAAUUUUCAAUUCGAGCGAAUACAUUUUGGUGUACUAGAACAUAAAUAAUAAAAAAUGAAAAUUUGACCAAUGUUGAUGUUUUGAGGCUAUCCCGAGCCGGUUGAUACAUUUGAAGAAAAAUGUGGCCGUGUGUUUGACUUGGGUCUUUUCUUAAAAUAGUGCUUGGUUUAAAUAGAAAUCUCUACAAAAAAAACAGAAUUCAAAAAAAAAAACAGGACAAAAGAAAAAUAUUUAUGACAGAUUUAUAUACACGAUUUCCACCCAUCAUUUGACUUAAAGUUAAAAAAAAAAUGACAACAAUUUAAAUUUCGUUAUUCAUUCGGUUACAGGAUUUCUAAAUUGAAAACAAAAUAAAUGAUUUGAUAUUCAAAAGAUUCAUCCGGCGAUUUCAUCAAAUUGGACAAGCAAAGAGAAAAAAAUCGAUGCUCUAAAUUCAUUCUUUUGAUUACAGACAAAAAAAAACUAUUGGAGAUUAAAAGUUUUAAAAUUCCGCAGAGAAAAAAAUUAAUUCUUAUGAAAAAUAUUGUUAAAAAAUAUUUUGUUCAUUAAGAAAAAAGAAAAUGGAAUUACUCGACGAAAGUUUAUUUUUCUAAAACGCAAAGUGAUUGUACUGCAUUGGACGAACCACCAUUUUUCUAAUGCAUUCAAAUCAAGAAUAAAUUGAAAUGAUGCAACAAAAAAAAUGAUAUUUGAAGAAAACAAACCAA